CACUAGUAUUCCUCAGCAUCAGCAGCAUUCGCACAGAAGAUCACCGCCGUACUGCUGUUCACACACCAGUUCCGAUCUCAUCUGCAUAUAUAUAUAUCGGUGUCAUUAAGUGCAUAUUCUUCUUUCUAAAUUCUCGAAUAACUCGUUUAAAGAUGUUGGCGUGCACCGAAAUGAUCACGAUGUGUCUCCAGUCGGCGAAGCGCGAGCAUCUCCGCUCCAAACUGCAGCAGCAACAGCAGCAUCAGAUGCAGGAUGCGGUUCACGGACUGUCCAUCUUUCACGAUAUUUUCCGCAGAGCUGACAAAAAUGAUGACGGAAAGCUGUCCUUCGAGGAGUUCAAAGCCUAUUUUGCAGACGGGAUUCUCACAACCGACGAGCUGCGGGAGCUGUUCUACUCCAUCGAUGGACGGCAAACAAAUAACCUCGAUACAGACAAACUAUCAGAUUACUUUUCUCAGCAUCUUGGAGAAUAUCUGGAUGUUCUGUCAGCGUUGGAGAAACUCAAUGUCGCCGUCCUGAAAGCGAUGGACAAGACGAAGGAGGAGUACCAGGGUUCAUCGGUUCUGGGGCAGUUUGUGACCCGUUUCAUGUUGAGGGAGACGUCAAGUCAGCUGCUGUCGCUCCAGAUGUCUCUGCAGUGUGCUAUGGAGGCUGUGGAGGCACAAAGUAGCACCUCUCCGGUUGAAGUUAAAGUCCCGGAUCAUCUGAUCAUACAGAAGAACAACAGAAGAUGUGGCCGUCGAGUGCAGAAGAACAUGUGUUUGUCACCUACUGAUCCGUACUCGGGCAUUCUCACUACUGGCGUUACCGUAGAUACAGAUGAGCACUGGUGCUCUCAGAUCAACAGACUGCAGCAGCUCAUCGACAAACUGGAGUGUCAGAGUCCAAAGUUGGAGCCACUGAAAGAAGAUACACUGGCCAGCACAUACAAAUCAAACAUUCUGCUGGUGCAGAGACAGAUGAGCGUGACGGAGAACGAUCUCGAGGAGUUCCAGAAGGCUCUGAAGAGCUACGCCGACACCACCGCCAAUCAGAACGACAACCUACAUGUGUCCAUCCAGAAGCUUCCUGAGAAGAGCUGCUACAUCAUCUAUGAGUUCUGGCAGGACCGCAUUUCCUGGAUGAGUUAUUUGCAGUCUGACGCCAGUAAGAUGUUCCAGCGCUGCAUCAUAGACAUGCUGGAGGACCCAGAGAUCGUCUCCACGAUGCUCAUGCCAGCGUCUUGGUGGAUCAUGACAAACAACUAACAGCAACAAGAAAACACAGCUGAACCCCGAUCG
This is a messenger RNA of Megalobrama amblycephala (Wuchang bream), 1280 nucleotides long. RefSeq names its product N-terminal EF-hand calcium binding protein 3 (gene necab3). The record is from RefSeq and is a predicted model, not a curated record. Lineage: Eukaryota; Metazoa; Chordata; Actinopteri; Cypriniformes; Xenocyprididae. Gene Ontology annotation, molecular function: calcium ion binding. Gene Ontology annotation, cellular component: cytoplasm; Golgi cis cisterna; endoplasmic reticulum. The coding region runs from base 153 to 1247 and encodes 364 amino acids. The transcript is spliced from 13 exons. Gene Ontology annotation, biological process: regulation of amyloid precursor protein biosynthetic process.